CCCAAAAUACUGGAACUGGAACUGGAUUUGUAAUUGUGGAAAGGGAAACACUGGCAUCCUGGUGUUUAUAAAAUAGUACAUUAAUAAAUUCAACAUUUCAAGAAACACUCUCGCAAUACGUAUAGAAUCAUAAUGAGUAAUACUGUUUCAGAGCAACUCACAGAUGCCAUCAAGAAUACUGAAGAUGGAAAAGCUAAAUUGAGAAAAUGGCUAAACAUGAACUUCAGAAUAGAAAUGACAGAUGGUAGAGUGCUUAUUGGAGUAUUUCUAUGUACUGAUCGAGAUGCCAAUGUUAUAUUAGGAGCAUGUUCAGAGUAUCUUAAAAGCGGUGAUGGUGAAACAGAAGAACCAAGAGUACUUGGUCUAGUGAUGGUCCCAGGUCGUCACAUUGUUUCCAUUCAGUUGGACGAUACUACACCACCACAAAUGUACUGUUACGAUGAGUGAUUCCUCACCAAUGUCCUUGGUUUUGUAAUUAAAUAUCCAUUUUUAGUAAUAUCUCUUAUUAGUUUGACAUUGUGUAUAAUAUUUAUA
Spodoptera litura is the source of this 534-nucleotide messenger RNA. RefSeq names its product LSMD1 domain-containing protein Sbat (gene Sbat). The record is from RefSeq and is a predicted model, not a curated record. Gene Ontology annotation, molecular function: RNA binding. Gene Ontology annotation, cellular component: NatC complex. Lineage: Eukaryota; Metazoa; Arthropoda; Insecta; Lepidoptera; Noctuidae.